AUUACACAAGAACAAGGACUGAUAAUGUGGCAGCCAGUUACAUGUUUCUCUGACGAAUUAGCAAGUAUGGUUGUUGAGUUUGUAGUUCCUGCUUGCAGUCUGCCAUAACGCUUGUGUGAGAAUGACGUCAAGCAGGUCGAGACGAACAGUCUAGAACAAAUGUUUUGUAACUGCAUUCAAGCACUGCAAUUGUUUCACUUUGUUUAACAUUACGAGUUUAUGUGCUGUGCUGAGUCUUACAACCGAAACAUAAUUCCAUUAUGAAUGGUGAAAUUUAAAGCGAAAUCGCACAAAUUAUUUUACCGCGUAUAAUUUAUCGUUGAUUAUAAUGCAAAAUUUAAUAAUCCACAAUGAACAUUUGAAUUGGUCCGUAUUUUGGAAGUGUAGGGAUUUUACGUUCAUCGCUUGCUUUUUUUAAAAAAAUUGUGGCAUAAUUUUUUGAUGUGAAUUUCGUUAUUCUGUAUUUGCACAGAACAUUCAUGAAACACUUUUCAAAAUAUCUGGCGUGUACUUAAUACGAACUAAGCAUGAUUUAUCUAUUUUAUCAGCGACUUUUAAACUUCUGUUUAUGUAAAAAAAAUGUUUUGGAAGUAAUUUUCAGUGUUACAUACCAUUAUGCUGCAAGAAAAUCUCUUCAGCUGCUUUUGUAUGAUCGCAUUCUUACAUUAGUGUCUAUAAUAAAUUCAUUAGUUUAGAAUUCGCAUAAAAUCACAGUUAAAAGUGUCUACGACCCGUUGGACUCAUCGUCAUUCAACCGAGGUUGGACACAGAUCACAGAAUCUACAGCUGCAGAGAUGCUCACACUAUGUCUGUGUGUCCUAUCCCGCUGUGUAUCUGGCUGCUGUGGGUAUGGUUUCCAGGGGACUGUGUGUGUGAUGUGAGGCUCGCCUGUCGCCAUGUUUUGCCUUCUGGCCUUUGUGGGAGCGCUGUUCGCACUGGCGUUGCCUAGCAACAAUGUUGGGGUGGCUUACCAGCCUGAGUUCACCGAGCCAAUCGCUAAUCUGACGGUCCCUUUGGGGAGGGAUGCUACAUUUCGUUGCAUGGUGCAGCAUCUGGGUGGCUACAGGAUUGGCUGGGUAAAAGCAGAUACAAAAGCAAUCCAGGCUAUAAACGACCACGUGGUUAUCCAUAAUCCACGUGUUUCCGUGUCACACGUUGAUCACACCAUGUGGAACCUCCACGUCAAAAAUGUCCAUGAGGAAGACAGAGGGAUGUACAUGUGCCAAAUCAACACUGAUCCAAUGAAAAGCCAGUUGGGGUACAUGGAUGUGGUCGUACCACCUGACUUCAUAAACGAGGACACAUCUGGAGAUGUAAUGGUGCCUGAGGGUGGUACUGUGAAGCUGACGUGUCGAGCACGGGGUUACCCUGAGCCCCAUGUCCUUUGGCGACGCGAGGAUAAUGCAGACAUCGUUAUAAAGGAACCUUCAGGAGUCAAAACGAGAGUUUCUUCGUACCAGGGAGAGAUUCUGAAACUUACGAAGAUCAUGAGGUCAGAGAUGGGUUCGUAUCUGUGUAUUGCCUCUAAUGGGGUCCCGCCUUCCGUCAGCAAGAGGAUUAUGGUCAGCGUUCACUUUUAUCCAGUAAUUCAGGUGCCUAACCAGCUGGUUGGUGCUCCGUUGGGCACUCAGGUCACCAUCGAAUGCUUCGUAGAAGCAUCGCCCAAGUCAAUCAACUACUGGGUUCGAGACACUGAGAUGGUGAUUUCUAGUGACAAGUACGAGGUGAAACUUAUUACCAGGUCGUUCUUCGAAAUGCACAUGAUCUUGGUGAUCAAGAAAUUCCAGGCACGAGACGUCGGAUCAUACCGAUGUAUCGCUAAGAACUCUCUCGGCGAAGUGGAAAGUAACAUUCGUCUCUAUGGGAUUCCCGGCCCUACACGUAGAGUUUUUACCCCGCGCUACGAGGAGGACGAAGACUACAUGGAUCAGUACGGGUCGGCGGAACAAGACGAAGAAGAGGAACAGACUAACAUUUUGGUCCAACGACCCGGUCAUAGGGUCGUCGUCCCGACCCUAGGUCUUCCAGUCCUAGGUACGCACCGUACCUACCCGGAGAAUCGCGUCCUGAUAUCACCGGCACGUGGUGGGGGAUCCAGCCCGAGUCUAAGCAGAGGUUCAAGGUCACAGCACAUCGAAGUUUGGGUCGUAGGCGUUACUACGUUUCUGUUGUUCCUUCGUUUGGCGGAUGAAGUGUAGAACAAUGACAGAACAUUUUAUUAACGUGAUAACAAUUUCUGUAAUAACUCAGCCCUGAUAUAGCAACAGUGUUUGCGUCAGAAAUAAGUACUGCAAGAACUCAGGGACUGAGUACAAUAGAAUGAAGUCGUUAAACAAAAAAAAAUUGUUGUGUGUUUAUAUUAAUUCUACUGAGCUUACAGUGAAAUAAUUCACAAAGUUGUGCAUGCCAUAUAACAUAGGCAGCCUCCAGACGAGUUUAAUUCUUCGAAUAUUUAAUAUUGAAAGAAGUUACGUAGGAUCUCCGUGAUUUGUAUACCAAAUAUGGGACUUUUAAAAUCUUAAUAUUGAAUAAUGACAUUUUCACUGAGAUAUGUUAAGAUUUAAAAAUGAAAUUAAGUUUCUACGUAAUUUGUUUGUGAAGAAUCUCCAGAAAUAAACUAUGCUGUAGCCAAAAUAAUCAGCUCACGGGAUAGCUCAGUCGGUAGAGUGACUAGCUACGGGCUGGACAACCGGGGUUAGCAUCCUAUCCAAUGGGUACCGGGGUCCUUUCUCGGGGGUAAAGCGCGGCCGGAGCGUGAUGCUGACCACCCCACCCCCUACCAAAUGUAAAAAUAAGUCAAGAUAGAGUGCAGCACUGUGCAUUGACAAUAAUUUUACUUCGCCUUCGUGUGAAGUGAACAAUAAUGACGGAACAAUUUGUAUACAAACAGACAAUUUGAUUGGAUUGUUAUACAAGAAGUGAAUUGUUUCGUGGAGAUAUGGUUCUUCGACGUUAAUUGCGACUCGAGACAUUACCUUCGGGUUUGUGAGAGUAAUUAUAGAAAAUGUAAUAAUCUUAAAUAAACUGAAAUAUGUAUCAUCAGAAGA
Messenger RNA from Zootermopsis nevadensis, 3047 nucleotides. The record is from RefSeq and is a predicted model, not a curated record. Lineage: Eukaryota; Metazoa; Arthropoda; Insecta; Blattodea; Termopsidae.